This is a messenger RNA of Sphenostylis stenocarpa, 423 nucleotides long. NCBI's taxonomy places the organism in Eukaryota, Viridiplantae, Streptophyta, Magnoliopsida, Fabales, Fabaceae. The record is from the annotation of a GenBank genome assembly.
AUGGGUUUCAGUUUGCGUGGUCUUCAAAGGCGUGUGGAUGUCCCAAAGGGCUGUGUAGCAGUGUAUGUGGGAGAAAACCAGAAGAAGCGGUUUGUGAUUCCCAUAUCAUACUUGAACCAACCUUCAUUUCUUGAUUUGCUGAAUCAAUCUGAACAAGAAUUUGGAUUUGAUCAUCCAAUGGGUUGCCUCACAAUUCCUUGCACAGAAGAUGUCUUCCUAGAUGGCAGUGUAGCAGUGUAUGUAGGAGAAAACCAAAAGAAGCGUUUUGUGAUUCCCAUAUCAUACUUGAACCAGCCUUCUUUUCAACAGUUUCUGAGUCAAGCUGAACAAGAAUUUGGAUUUGAUCAUCCAAUGGGUGGCCUCACACUUCCUUGCAGAGAAGAUGUAUUUCAAGAAGUCACUUCUCGCUUGCACAGGCGAUAG